This is a messenger RNA of Sorex fumeus (smoky shrew), 1620 nucleotides long. It is a transcript of the gene BCL2L14, whose product is annotated as BCL2 like 14. The record is from RefSeq and is a predicted model, not a curated record. Lineage: Eukaryota; Metazoa; Chordata; Mammalia; Eulipotyphla; Soricidae. Gene Ontology annotation, biological process: regulation of apoptotic process.
AGCAGCUGCCCAGCCUGCAACUUUCCCCUGGACGGUGGGAGAGGGACUCGGGUGGCAGGCCCGCGUCGAGAGCAGAGCCACUGAGCGCUGUCAGGGCGGGGACCCCGAGACCCCGGGACCCCUCCUCACUGCCUUCCUAGGAGGUCAGUUGCCCUCCCUUGGGCAGACGUUGGCUGGCUUGGCUGUGACCUUCUUAUCAGGCCUGCCAUGUGCACCGCGGGCCUGAGUGACCUGGAAGAGAUCCCGCUGGACGACGAUGACUCCGGGAGCAUCGAGUUCCAGAUCUUGGCUUACUACGUCAAACACCACGUCUUCAAAAACCACGCUACUCUCUUCUCGCCCAAACGGUCAAGGACGCGCAGCUUGUCCCAGAAAGGGCUGGGGGGCUGGACAGCCAGCGACCCGUGGCCCCCACUGCCGUGGGCCAGUAGACAAUCCUCGCCCGGCGAACAGACCAUCAACCUCACCAAGAAAAAGUCUUCUUGGAGAACGCUCUUCGGCGUCACGGAGAAGGAAGAGUCCCCAACCCUUCGGGAGGGCAAUGAAAGCCCCCAAGUAGAGAAGUGCGCGGCUGGACCCCCUGGACGUCAGUGGACCCGGUCCCUCUCCAGCGUGGACCAGCGUGUGGAGCUCAAAGCUGUGGACCCCAAAGUGGUCUCCGUCGCCAACCGCGUGGCCGAGAUCGUUUACUCCUGGCCACCCCCGAAGAGCUCAUCCUCCAGCGACCUGCCCCGGGGGGCCAAAGGGAACUUCCUGCAGCAGGUGUUCUACGCACAGGGACCGACCACCUCAACCCGCAGCACCAGUGCCAAGAAAGAUGGAGAAGACCAGGCAAUUGCCAAAAUCGUCGAGCUGUUGAAAUAUUCAGGGGAUCAGCUGGAGAGAGAGCUGAGGAAGGAUAAGACUCUGAUGAGCAGCUUCCAGGACGGGCUGACCUACACCCUCUUCAGGACCAUCACAGACCAGUUCCUCAAGGGCGUGGACACCAGAGGCGAGUCCGAGGCCAAGGCCCAGAGCUUCCGGGCCGCGCUGGCCAUCGACGUCAUGACCAAGCUCACGGCUCUCGACACCCACCCCAUGAGCCGGGUGCUGGGCUUCGGAGCCAAGUACCUGAAGGAGCACUUCUCGCCCUGGGUGCAGCAGCACGGCGGCUGGGAAAAAGUCUUUGGCGUAACCCAGGAGGAAGUGGACUGACCCUGGAGCCUGGGGAAGGAAGGCUAUGGUCCAGCCCGGCUCCCAUGGGCGUGCGUCUCGGGCCAACUGCAAAGAGCAUGAAAGCGCGUAGGCAGGAGGAACGGAGUUCUCAAAACCCUUAAUCCUGGGACUCCAGAAGAUCCAGAGAAGGCCCGUGUCGUCUCGAGCUCGUCGAACACAGCGAGUGUGCGGCCUGCACGUGCCCGGGCCAGGCCCUCGGCUGAGCGGGCGUGUGGGGAAGGCCGCCCACGUGUCCAGACAGAUCAUCGUCCAGUCAGCCGCUGUUCCCCACGCCUGCUCACCUCAUGCAGGAGAAGUGAUAAACUGUGCAUCCAUUUACCCUUUGGUUCCUGGGGCUAUUUCUUUCUUUUUCCUUUUGUUUUUAGGCCACACCCAGGGUGGUUUACGACUUACUCCUGGUGGGGU